AUGGCAUCUUCCACUGCUCUCCCCGUCCAGAGGGGCGCUGUCCAGCGCUCUGUCACAGCACAAUCGGUCGCCAGCUCGUCUGCUCCCUCGCAGGUCGUCAGUCCCGCCGACUCUCCUCGCAAUUCUCCCUCGACCAGCUCGUUGUCUUCGAUGGGCUCCGUCGAUGGUGAGGAGCUCAAGAAUCAGUGCGGAUCCUUGAUCGACACAUACGGCAACGAGUUCAAGAUCCCCGACUACACCAUCAAGCAGAUCCGCGAGGCCAUCCCUGCCCACUGCUUCGAGCGCUCUGCUGCCACUGGUUUCUACUACAUCGCCCGUGACAUUGUCUGCAUCGCUACCACCUUCCUCCUCGCCCACAACUUUGUCACUCCCGAGUACAUUCCCUCAACUCCCGUUAGAGCUGGUCUCUGGGCCCUCUACACCGUCCUUCAGGGCUUGUUCGGUACCGGUCUUUGGGUCAUUGCCCACGAGUGUGGUCACCAGGCUUUCUCUCCCUCCAAAACUCUUAACGACACCGUCGGCUGGGUCCUGCACUCUGCUCUCCUCGUCCCUUACUUCUCUUGGAAAAUCUCCCACGGCAAGCACCACAAGGCCACUGGCAACAUGGAGCGCGACAUGGUUUUCCUUCCCAAGACCCGUGAGGUUUACGCCGGCAGAGUCGGCCACGCCAUCCACGAGCUCUCCGAGUUGAUGGAGGAGACCCCCAUCGCUACUGCUACCCACAUGAUCCUCCAGCAGCUCUUCGGCUGGCCCUUGUACAUCAUCACCAACGUCACCGGCCACACCAACCACCACAAGCAGACGGAGGGCAAGGGUGAGGGCAAGCGCAACGGCUUCUUCGGUGGUGUUAACCACUUCAACCCCUCCAGCCCUCUUUACGAGCGCAAGGAUGAGAAGCUGAUCCUCCUGUCUGAUGUCGGUCUCGCCUUGACCUGCACUGCCCUUUACUUCAUCUACCAGAACUUCGGUUUCCAGAACCUCCUUGUCUGGUACCUUCUUCCUUACCUUUGGGUCAACCACUGGCUCGUUGCCAUCACUUUCCUCCAGCAUACCGACCCCUCGCUUCCCCACUACGAUGCCAACACCUGGACUUUCACUCGUGGAGCCGCCGCCACCAUCGACCGCGAGUUCGGCUUCAUCGGUCGCAACCUUCUCCACGGCAUCAUCGAGACCCACGUCCUCCACCACUACAUCUCGACCAUCCCCUUCUACCACGCUGAUGAGGCCACCGAGGCCAUCAAGCCCAUCAUGGGCCAGCACUACCGCAGCGAUGUCAAGGACGGUCCCAUCGGAUUCAUGAAGGCCAUUUACAACAGCGCCAGAUGGUGCCAGUGGGUCGAGCCUUCCGAGGGUGCUCAGGGUGAAGGCAAGGGUGUUCUCUUCUUCAGAAACCGCAACGGUCUCGGUGUUCCCCCUACCAAGCUCUCUGCACCUGGUGCUGCCAAGUCUGGCAUGACCCUCGGUGGUGACAGCGAUGCCGAGUAG
Molecule: messenger RNA, 1485 nt
Organism: Aureobasidium namibiae CBS 147.97
Lineage: Eukaryota; Fungi; Ascomycota; Dothideomycetes; Dothideales; Saccotheciaceae
Product: putative delta-12 desaturase
Exons: 1
Coding region: 1-1485 (494 amino acids)
Biological process (GO): lipid metabolic process
Molecular function (GO): oxidoreductase activity
Source: RefSeq, a predicted model, not a curated record